This is a messenger RNA of Oncorhynchus mykiss (rainbow trout), 1191 nucleotides long. Its product is annotated as transmembrane protein 69. The record is from RefSeq and is a predicted model, not a curated record. NCBI's taxonomy places the organism in Eukaryota, Metazoa, Chordata, Actinopteri, Salmoniformes, Salmonidae.
UCUCAUAGGUCACUGUACGGACGGAAGAAAUAUACGUUCGCACACAAAUCGGCAGGGUGUAUGUCUGACAUCAGGGACAGCGGAUUUGUACUUAUUUAUAACAACAUUUAAUUCCGAUUUGAAAAACAAAUAAGAUGUUGGCUGGUAUAUUUAGAAGACCCAUCCUUACUGCUCACAAGAUGUCCUGGCUGCCUGCUGGUGCCUCAGCCUGGGUUUCUGAUGCCUCUUAUAGUUCCUGUCCCCUGUGGCCCUGCAGGGUCUCCUCGGCCAGGCUGCUCCCUAAAAUAAGUGAUGCUGUUGGUCUAUUGAGGACGCAGUACUUCCACAGCUCUGCUGCGAGGCUGAAGAAACGACAACAACCAGAGCCUCCACCCAGAGAGUUGGACCUGCUCCGUUAUGACAUGAGAGACCUGGGAAAGAGCCCCAAACCAGCGCUGUACCUGAGCCUCUCCAGCCUUAUCCCUUUCAUCGCUGCUCCGCUCGUCAUGGCUGUGACCGAGACCUACCUGCCAGAAGUGGCCUUCGCCCAGGUGGCCUAUGGAGCGUCUAUCUUGUCUUUCCUGGGCGGUGCGCGGUGGGGCUUUGCCAUCCCGGAGACUAGCCCGGCCAAGCCAGACUGGAUCAACCUGGCCAAUAGCGUGGUUCCAUCCCUGUUAGCCUGGCUGGCCAUGCUGUUCAGCGACACUAUUACCCCAGCAGCUAUGAUGGUCAUCAUGGGGCUAGGCAUCUCCCUACACUAUGACCUGUCUCUGCUGCCCACCUACCCCAGCUGGUUCAAAGCCCUGCGUUCUAUACUGUCGGUGGUGGCCUUCCUCUCACUGGUGGCCACACUGGUUCUCAAGGGAGUUUACCCGGAGAAUAUUAUAUUUUCAGAGCAAUGAAUUCAUGCUACAGAGUACAGACACAUUUGUAAUUGAACAUACUUUAAGUGUGAAUGGAAAGAUCUAUAAAAUGGUAAAUAGUGUUUGUGAUGGCAUAUGUUUGUUUGUUUUAUUUAUGGUACUUAAAAAUGGCUGACUGAAACUACAUGUGUAUCCUUUAGGCUCUGGUUCUGGCAAUACUGUAACAAGCAGGUGGUACGUUUCAGACAUCUGCUGUAUAUCCAUGUGGUGGUGUGUCAGUGUCAUGCAUUAUUAUUGCAGAUAAUAAAACAAUGGAAUGGCGGCGUGACCAGCCUCAGCCUACAAUGAA